UUUGGAUCCAAGGCAAGCGCGGACGCGGCUCAGCCACACCCCAAGUGACGACACCCGCCAGCCAGCAGGACCCACCCAGAAAGCUCAAUGUCAGCGGUCCAUCACGUUAAUUGAACCACGUCCUGGGAACAGCCAUGUGCUGAUGCUUUUUUCAGCGUCUCGGCCACCUACAGCAACCGCCGUCCUGCCGUCUGCUGUUGCCUGGCUUUUGUUUGUUUGCCGCGCGAACGCCCGUUUCCUGCCCCGCCACCGCGAGUCGCCCAACCAACGCACAGGCAGACAAACAGGUCGUCGCUUGUCGCGCGCACGUGCCAGCCCUGUCGUCGGUCAUCUCCUGCGUUACAGGUUGCGCGGAACCCAAGCCUGUCUGCCCAGCCAACGCCGGCAAGCUCACGCUGCAUUAUACAUAGCAAUUUCUUUUUUCUUCUCGUUGCUCCUUGCUUCGGCCUCGCUGCACGAACGCCUCACGCCCCGACGCGGACACCCUUUCCCGCCCGAACCCUGACUCGACCCGUCGCUGUCGAAUCUCGAGCAAGAACAUCGCCGUCGCGCCAUCAUGCCUCCUCCACCUCCCCCGCCGCCCCCUCCCCCGAUGCCCGGCCGGGGAGGGCCACCGCCGCCGCCUCCACCUCCCCCGGGGGGUGGUGGUUUCCCCGCAAAGCCGGCAGGGAACAGAGGCGCAUUGCUCUCCGACAUCUCCAAGGGAAGAGCAUUGAAGAAGGCCGUGACGAAUGACCGCUCAGCACCCGUCGUCGCAAGCUCAUCUGGCGGCGGCGGCGGCGGGCCUCCGAUCGGCGGCGCCCCACCUGUGCCGGGCAUGAUGGGCGGCGCGCCGAAGCCUCCGGGUGGCCUGGCACCGCCCGUGCCUGGUAAUCGAGGAAACGGCGACCAUGGCCGAUCCGAGUCCACAGGGUCUGCCAAUGCCUCCAUGGAUAGCGCUCCACCGCUUGCUGGCCUGUUUGCCGGCGGCAUGCCCAAAUUGAGAAAGACCGGAGGCGCAGGUGUCGACACUGGAGCGAAUCAAACCUCGUCAUUCAUGUCCGAUUCCGACUCCCCUUCCCGCCUCGUUCCGAAGCCGCCAGGCAUGAUGACACCAAGUCCGCCCGGAGGAGCUGCUCCGAGGAUCCCAACACGGGCACCCGCACCGCCCAGCGCUCCAAGCGCUCCCCCUAGCUUCCAUCCGGCCAUGGUGAACCUGCGCAAGACAAUUAGCACCGCCGACAGACCAGCCUCGAUGGCCUCGAUAGCCUCCGCGAAAGGCCCGCCGCCCCCGAUAGGUAAAAAAACCUCCGCCGCCUCCGGGUUCCCGGAAGCCUUCGUCAGCAAUCCAUCCCUCGGCCCCGCCACCUCCACUGCCCAGUUCUUUGGCGCCAAACGCUCCGCCCGCGCCCCCUCCGCCGCCUCCUUCCGCCGCGCCUCGGCUUCCCCCAGCAGCCCCAGCGCGUCAUACACCACCGCCGCCACCUCAACCAUCAAAUGGGGCGCCUUCACCCCACCUUGCCGUCCAGGCGGCCAUUCGUGCUGCCGCCGGCGCACCAAGCCCGAAUUCAGCACCGCCGGCGCCCCCUCCACCUCCGCCCUCGAGCGCACCUGCACCACCUCCGCCUCCGCCAUCUUCCUACCCAGCACCUCCACUACCGAGGGCUCAGGCGCAGCAGCAGUCACAUCAGCCAUCGCCCAUGCGCGCGGCUAUGCUUGAUCCUUCAGCUUUCACUCUUAGCCCUAAUGGGGCCACGAGCCACAGUCCAACAAGGCCCGCGUCCGAGGCAAGGCAUGGCGGGGCGGGAGGCGAUGGGCCGCUCUACGUCAACGAUGCUCGCUGGAAGUUUGUGAGCGAAGACAAAUUCCCCAAGCCCAGAGAGUUCUCGGGAGGACCCAAGCGAUAUCGUGCUGGCAGGGGUAGCAGUGUACCACUCGAUCUGAGUGCUCUCGGAUAAAGGCUAUCUGCCAGGCGCCAGACGGCAGUUUGAGGCUGCAGAAAGCCUGAUGCAUAAUACACUUGCGACAAGGAAACCCGCUCACUGUGUCAGCCCCGCGGCCUCCGCCGAGUGUGGUUCUCCCCAGGUCUAGAACAUGUGGACAAGGCGGUUAGACCUUUCCGAGACAUGAGCAUGUUAACCGGGCAUGGUCUACGGGGACAGUUCGGUAGGGUACGGUAUAAGUUGAAUGCCGUUUUGGGUAGUUGGUUUGAUCCCUUGCUAGCCGCGGCUCUCCCGAGAGUUAACUUUCCGCUGGGUAAAGUCAGGCUGCGCGGGGGGGACCGAGGAUGAUAGGCCACAUGACUUUUGGGCCGUCUCCGGAACGGCCAGGGCCGCCGAGGGCUCGGGAUGGAUGACAAAGUCAUUGAAGGAUAACAAAGCAAAGAAACAGGCAAGGAGGCGCCUGUAUGGGUGUCCGGAACGUUGUGUCAUCGUCUUCAGUGUGGAACUGCCAUCCACAUACGGUGAAAAGAGGUGCCCCUACCCUGAACGUACUCCAUGCUGGGUGCCAGCUGGUUGUGAGACUCACACAGAUAGGUUUAGGUAGUGAGUUGCCGCCUUGGUUCGCAAGGGCGGAAGAUUGUGUCAUGGAAAUCCGCAUGCGUUUUGUGUAGGUAAUUUGGAUCAGCGUUCACCACAACGAAUAUGUACCGGUUUGAGUUGGACCCGCUAUUUGGCUUUCUUUUUUAGUUGCGGCCGCUAGCUGGCCCGGAGCGGUUGCCUUUGCGCGGGGGCUGCGUCAUGGACAGGAGAGGGGAGGGCCGGUUCAUAGAUGAACAUUGACAAACUCACUGCUGGACCGCACACACCCCGGAGCGCGUACAUAGAUCGAGAUGAGGCUGUGCCGUCAUACUCCAUCGCAAGAAGAGAAGAAAAAUAUGUACUAGAUCUGCACAGGCUUGCGGUCCAACCAUAUGCCUGUCGGGCGCAGUGGACGAAACACGCCAGCUGCACAAUGACGACCUGCGCUCACCGG
Gaeumannomyces tritici R3-111a-1 is the source of this 2955-nucleotide messenger RNA. RefSeq lists its product as hypothetical. The record is from RefSeq and is a predicted model, not a curated record. NCBI's taxonomy places the organism in Eukaryota, Fungi, Ascomycota, Sordariomycetes, Magnaporthales, Magnaporthaceae. The transcript has 3 exons. Gene Ontology annotation, molecular function: actin binding. Bases 557 to 1699 code for a protein of 380 amino acids.